Messenger RNA from Ostreococcus tauri, 981 nucleotides. RefSeq names its product Myb domain, plants. Gene Ontology annotation, molecular function: DNA binding. Bases 1 to 981 code for a protein of 326 amino acids. Lineage: Eukaryota; Viridiplantae; Chlorophyta; Mamiellophyceae; Mamiellales; Bathycoccaceae. The transcript has a single exon. The record is from RefSeq and is a predicted model, not a curated record.
AUGGGAGAUCAAGGCGAGGCCCCAUCGAGUAAUGAUACCGGUGAUGAGGCCACGGUGACGACGAACGACGCCACGAGCGAUCCGACGACGACGGAGGGGAAGGCGGUGAAGACGCGCAAGCCGUACACCAUUACGAAGAAGCGCGAGCGAUGGUCCGACGAGGAGCACGCGUUGUUCGUAGAGUCGUUAAAAAAGUACGGACGCGCUUGGAAAAGGAUUGAGGAGUACAUUGGGACGAAGAGUGCGGUGCAAAUUCGGUCGCACGCGCAGAAAUUUUUCGCCAAGCUACAAAAGGAGCAGAUCGUCGCGAGCGGAAGCGAGGGCUCUGGGAGCACGCGAAAGCGUGGAGCGGAUCGAUCGACGUCGCAGAGCAAGAGAAGCAAGUCUAGCUAUGCGACGGAUAUCAAUCUUGAGAUUCCGCCGGCGCGGCCUAAGAAGAAGCCGGCGCAUCCGUACCCGAGGAAGGCGACGUCUCAGCAGCCGAGCGGCGGAAGCGGAGAGCGAGACAACUCUGGUGGGACUGGUAAGAGCUCCGGUACGGCGCAAAAGUGGCCUACCGAGGCGAGUCAGGAGUUUAUCGCUAGUACGUCGUCGAGCGCCGCGAUAGCAGCCGUGCUUUCGGUCGCUUGCGAUAAGAUGCAGAACAAUUUGCAUCAAGAGUUGCGGCAAGGAUAUUUUGGAAUACCGACCGGCAUGCAACCGCAGCAGGGAAUGUUUGCCCAGCCUGGGAUGUUUCCGAUGAACGCGAUGAUGAGUCCGUUCGUGGCGAUGAACACCGUCUCCGGCGCGCCGACACCGCCGCCGAUGACCAAUCCACAGCAAUUUCUUAACUACGCCAACUUCUUCAGCAACUAUUGGCCUCAGUUCGCCAACGCCGCUAACGCCAACGCUGUGAAUGUGAUGUUCCAACAACAACAGCAACAGCAACAGCAACAGCAACAACAACAACAUAAACAGCGGGCGGGUGGUGAAACCAAAUAA